UGGCUGGCCCGGCCCCUGAUUGGAAGCGGCCCCUGUGGUCGGGCCCCGCCGACAGGCCUAAGGGCUAUUUAACCGGCGCCCCCGGGGGGGGGGCCGCUCGCCUGCAGGACACAGCCCGGGGCCAGCCCCAAAGCCCCCCGACCGUCACCUUCGAGCAUGUAUGUUUGAAUCUCAUAGUUUGGGAGUUCCCCAAAGUCAGUAAGUGACUCAAGAAGUGAGGCCAAUUUGCCUGCUUUAAUCCAACAUGUCUACCGAAGUGGAAACCAACACGAACGGUCAAUCUGAUCAACAGCAGGCUGCGCCGAAGGUGCCGUCGAAAAAGGAGAAAAAGAAAGGUUCCGAAAAGACUGAUGAAUUCCUCUUGGCAAGGUUCAGAGGUGAUGGGGUGAGGUACAAAGCCAAGCUCAUUGGCAUUGAUGAUGUGCCAGAAGCAAGAGGAGACAAGAUGAGUCAGGAUUCAAUGAUGAAGCUCAAGGGAAUGGCCGUAGCCGCUCGGUCUCAAGGGCAACACAAACAGAAGAUCUGGGUGAACAUUUCACUCUCUGGAAUUAAAAUCAUUGAUGAGAAAACUGGGGUGAUCGAACACGAACAUCCUGUGAACAAAAUCUCUUUUAUUGCCCGUGAUGUGACGGACAAUCGGGCUUUUGGCUACGUAUGUGGGGGAGAAGGACAACACCAGUUCUUUGCCAUAAAAACUGCCCAGCAGGCUGAACCCUUAGUAGUUGAUCUCAAGGACCUCUUUCAAGUAAUCUAUAAUGUCAAGAAAAAGGAAGAUGAAGACAAGAAAAAGACUGAAGAAGCCAACAAGACUGUUGAGGGUGUUGACCAGAUGGAUCUGUUUGGGGACAUGUCUACACCUCCUGACUUGAAUAGUCCAACGGAAAGUAAAGAUAUCCUGUUAGUGGAUCUAAACUCUGAAAUCGACACCAAUCAGAACCCUAGCCGAGAAAAUCCUUUCCUAACGAACGGCCUGACCUCCUGUUCUCUUCCUCGACCAAAGCCACAGACACCCUUCUUGCCUGAAAACGCUUUCUCUGCCAAUCUAAACUUCUUUCCGACCCCCAACCCAGACCCUUUCCGCGAUGAUCCUUUCGCCCGUCCAGACCAAUCAACACCCUCUUCAUUUGAUUCCCUCAAACCUCCAGAUCCGAAGAAAGAAAACGCGAGUAGCUUCUUGACUCCUCAGCUAAACAAUGGCUCUCUGAAUGGUGAUAUUGAUUACUUUGGACAACAGUUUGACCAGAUCUCUAAUAGAACGGGCAAACAGGAGACAAAGGCAGGCCAGUGGCCAUUUGCGAGCGCACAAAGCCAGCCAGUAGUAAGGACUUGGAACGGGGUGUCUGGGAAAGAACAGAACGGCUUUCUUAUCCAGUCUCCCCCAAACCCUCUUGCGGGAGGCUCUGCCAAAGGACCGUCACUACAGAACGGAGUAAAGCAGGACUCUGAACCCCUUGGCCCAUCCCCGUCUCAUGACUCCAUAACCAUUAUCCCACCUCCACAAAGUACCAAACCAGGAAGAGGCAGAAGGUCUGCUAAGUCUUCAGCCAACGACUUGUUUGGGACAGACAUCUUGGCUACCCCCAGCCCAGAAGCCCCAGGCCAGACUUCACCUACUGGACAACAGGCACCCGGACAGACCAACCCUCUGGACCUCUUCAAAAGCAGUGUUCCCCCAUCAUUGAGCCCUCUGGGGGGCUUAGGUGGCUUGCCAGUCCCACCAUCUCAGACAGGACCGUGGAGCUCACAGCCUCUAGUGUUCAACCCGCCGUCCUCGUCCGUCCUCCCUGGCCCCAUGAUGGGCACUCAGUCUCCAGGAUUCAGCCAGACCCUCCCCUUCGGUCCGGCCCCCCAGGUUCCAGGCUGGAGUCAGCCGACCUCCUUUGGCGCCAUGCCCUCGACUCCAUCCCCCGCCCUCUGGGGCCCUGUGGCGUGCAUCUCGACGAGCUCGUGGGUACCUCCAGCCCCUGUAGGGAACCCCUUCCAGCCAAGCGUCUUCACCUCUCCCACCCUGCCUGCCCAGCCGUCCACCAUGCUGGCCUCAGGCCCCAUCACUCCUCCUCAGCCGCCUCCUAGAUCGGUCCCACAGAAGGAAGUGUCUAGCGAUGCCUUCACGGCCUUAGACCCUCUGGGGGACAAAGAGAUCAAAGAUGUGAAAGAGAUGUUCAAGGACUUUCAACUGAGGCAGCCCCCGGCAGUGCCGGCCAGGAGGGGAGAGUGUACUACUUCUGGGGCCUCUGGAGCUUUCAACAGCUACUUUAAUAGCAAAGUUGGCAUUCCUCAAGACAAUGCUGACCAUGAUGACUUUGAUGCUAGUCAACUCUUAGCUAAAAUUAAUGAACCACCAAAGCCCGCUCCCCGACAAAGCACUCUGCCAACUUCUAAACCUGCCGAAAGCGUAUUUGAGAAUCCCUUUGGGACAGACCCUUUCAGUACUCCAUCGCCAACCCCUGCAAGUGCUCUGUCACCUCAACCGCCCCAACCAUCUGAUCUAUACGGGGAUCCUUUCGGGAAUCCAUUUGCAUAACUUCCUCAUCAAGACCAACAAAGAGUUUUGCCACAUUUGCCAAGGACAAAGCUAAUAACCAGGCACCUCCUUGUCAUUGUCUUGACUUAAGCAUCCAUCUACAAUGGCUGUUGCCUCUCACUUAAAUGUCUUCUGCUUUUUGUUCAGACAUAAAGUCUGGCUUUUAAGCCUGGCUUGAAACAAACUGUAAGUACCGGAAUGUCCGAACUUAAAACAAGUCGAGUGAACUCUCCCAAAGGAGACUGUCAGUCCUGCCGACCUGAAGCCUCUUCCCUACCUUCCUGUGGCACUAUAGUACACUUCUUAAAGGGAAAGGAGAUCCCAAAACUCGUGAACUAAUGGUUAAGCUCUUGAAUGUCUAUCCUUCAAGGCUUCUGUAUCUUUUAUGUUAAUGGUGUAAUGGAGCUGAGCACUUAAAACACAGGAUGGAAGUCUUGCUUUCUCUGCCUCUACAAAAGCGCUUUUACAGUGAAAAUUGAAGUGAAUCCUUAAAUUCUCUAGAGACAAGGACACAUUCCAACCCAACAAGCCUACUUCCCCAAGUCAUGUGCCUGUUCCUUAAAUUGCCCUUUUUAGCACAUUUUAUUUCCCUGUCCCUAUGCAUAUUAGCUCUUGUCUUUUCAGGUGACCUAGAGCUGGUUAGGGCAGGUUAGAAGGGAAGUUAAUGUCAGAUGACUUGUGCUGUGCAGUUUCUCAGUUGGUUGCCCUACUCACUCCUCCCUAUCCUUAUGCAACAGAGGAGAAUUUGUAGGUACAGUAGGAAAUUGUCUCUGUUACCAGAGUUCUGGCCUUCUCUAACAGAUAAAUGGCUGUCUCAACCUAAUCUGGAGACCCAGAAUCCAGGACGCCACAAUCUCUAGUUCUAUCCCCCGACCAGGCCAAAUACCUUGAGGGCUUGUUGAGGGUUUUUGGUGCUCUCUGGUAACUAACUUGUUCUUUACUGACUUGCAACAAUAAAUAUAUGGUGUUUGAAUGAAGGCUAUAAGUCUUAAAUAUCUGGUUAGAUCGGCUACAAUGUAACGAGACUGUCAGCCUACUUCUUGGUACCAAAAACAAAGGCACUAAUUUUCUAUAAUGUACUCCUACUUCUAGCACAAUGAAGGGUGCAUUCUUGCCAAAAUGAGGGUUUUUUUUUUGUUUUUUGGGGGUUUUUUUUGGCUGCAGGCCUCUGACCUUCAACUCUCAGGUUCUUGUGGGUAAUGGACCCCACAUACUAAGUUCACUUUUUUUGGUGGUGAAAUGGUGUCGGCCUUAAAACUUAAGCAUGCUGGUGGACCUCUUUUGAUUAGCCCUAAGCCUAAUUUGAUCGUCUAAGAUAAAUUCACGGGUCUCUGUGUUCAGGGGUAAUAGCUGAUCAACAUAUAGACUUAAUCUUUCUGUUUCUGACUUUCCGCUCGACCAUUAUCAAACAUGAAUUAGAAAGUGUAUUGUGAUGUCAAAUGCCAUCCCAUGUGCGAAACUGAAGUUACUUUUAGAUCGUGAGAUUGUUUUGAAAGCUGAAACUGACACAUGCAGCCAGUCACCCAACUGUUCUGUACAUACUUAUCCUUCGUGCACUUUUCUGUAAUGCAAAUAAAGCUAUGAAUUUAUAAUUUCAAUAAACUGGAAAUGCAGACUCUCCUGUUCACCAUGA
Tachyglossus aculeatus (Australian echidna) is the source of this 4157-nucleotide messenger RNA. It is a transcript of the gene DAB2, whose product is annotated as DAB adaptor protein 2. Gene Ontology annotation, biological process: receptor-mediated endocytosis; positive regulation of endocytosis; negative regulation of canonical Wnt signaling pathway. The coding region runs from base 245 to 2524 and encodes 759 amino acids. Gene Ontology annotation, cellular component: plasma membrane. Lineage: Eukaryota; Metazoa; Chordata; Mammalia; Monotremata; Tachyglossidae. The record is from RefSeq and is a predicted model, not a curated record. The transcript has 14 exons.